This is a messenger RNA of Helicoverpa zea (corn earworm), 3768 nucleotides long. RefSeq names its product chaoptin-like. Gene Ontology annotation, molecular function: protein binding. NCBI's taxonomy places the organism in Eukaryota, Metazoa, Arthropoda, Insecta, Lepidoptera, Noctuidae. The transcript is spliced from 5 exons. Bases 1 to 3639 code for a protein of 1212 amino acids. The record is from RefSeq and is a predicted model, not a curated record. Gene Ontology annotation, cellular component: extracellular matrix.
AUGGCGCGGCUGGUGGUGCUGGCGGCGCUGGUGGCGGCGGCGCGGCCGGCGGGCCCGGCGUGCGCGGCGCAGUGCGCGUGCCGCCGCGACCUGCUGGCCUGCUCCGGCCUGCCCUACCACCGCUUCCCCGACACCGAGGCGGGUGUGCGGCACGUGUCGCUGGCGGGCGCGGCGCUGGGCGCGCUGGGCGAGGCGGCGCUGGACGCGCGCGCGCUGCGCACGCUGGUGCUGGUGGGCGCGCAGCUCAGCCACCUGGAGCCCGCGGCGCUCGCGUCCAUGGUGUCCACCCUGGCGUCGCUAGACCUGGGUUUUAAUGAGUUCACUGAAGUACCUUUACAUUCGCUGCGCGAUUUGAAAGUCUUGAAUUGGCUGAAUUUACAGAAUAACUACAUCAGUGACUUGGGACCGCACCUGAACUGGGGCUUCCUGGCGGACUCGCUGAGCAGCCUGUCGCUUAGCAACAAUCAGCUGUGUGCGCUGGGCGCGGGCGCGCUGGCGUCUCUGCGCGCGCUGGCGCAGCUAGACCUCGACGGCAACCGGCUGCACGCGCUGGCGCCGAGCGCGCUGCCGCCAGCGCUGGCCGUGCUGCGCCUGGCCGACAACCUGCUGCAGCAGAUGCCGUGCGCGGCGACGGCGCGCCUGCCACGCCUGCGCCACCUGCACUUGAGGAACAAUAUGUUACGGCCUACACAAAAUCGCACAUGUCGCACUGAACAUUCUAAAAUUGAUUCCCUGGACCUGAGCCAUAACGAGCUAGACGACUUGUUUGAGCUGGAUUUCCAGCAAAGGCUGCAGCUGAAGCAGCUGAUACUAGACUUCAACGAGUUCACGUCGGUGCCGUCUUUCGUGAUGGACAGUUCCCGGCUUGAGAAGUUAUCGAUCGCAUACAAUAAAGUAGGGCACGUGUCCGAGGCCGCGGUGAACGCGCUGCGGCGCCGCCUGGAGCGCCUGGACCUGGACCACAACGAGCUGUCCGAGCUGCCGCCGAGCGUGGUGCACUUGUCGCGCCUGCGCCACUUGUCGCUGGCGUACAAUCGCCUGCAGGAGGUGGCGACUCUCCCGCCGCACCUGCAUUCUAUCUCUCUGGCUGGCAACUUUCUGACAGCGUUUCCAAAAGGACUGUGGAGCCUGGCGCCUGCGAUGCUUUCAUACCUGGAUAUGGGAUACAACCAGAUAGCGGUGGUGAAGGCGGAUAUGUUCGGCGCGUGGUCAGAGGCGCUGAGCACGCUCAACCUGAAGGGCAACCGCGUGGCGCAGCUGGCGGGCGCGGCGUUCCCGCGCGGGCUGCCGCUGCGCGAGCUGAUGCUGAGCUUCACGGAGCUGAGCGUCGUGCCGGGCGCCGCGCUCGCCAGCCUGCCGGCGCUGCGGGCACUGGAGCUGUCCUCCUCGCUGCUCAGCGGGGAGUUCCCGCUCGCCGGCUCGAGCUCGUCGCUCUCUUGGCUUAGUUUAGAUAACAAUAACAUUCACUACGUCUCCAGUGAACAUAUCCAUAACUUUCCAUCGCUAGAAUAUCUCAAUUUAGAUUUUAAUAAAAUAAUAGAGUUCCCCAGUGACGUGUCGGGAACGAACUGUUCGUCUCGCCUGAAAGAACUGAGAUUGUCGUACAAUUACAUAAGUAAAAUAAGCUGUGAUUUUUUCGGAAAGUUGACGGAUUUACAGAGUGUUGACCUUUCAUAUAAUCGCGUGCACAAUCUAAGUGAAGACUGUUUCGCACAGUUACAUAAUUUGGUUUAUUUAAAUUUAGUAGGAAACCUGUUAGAGUUCGUCGCAGAACGAGCACUCACUGGACUUCCUAAGUUACAAGUGUUGGACUUGCAUGAUAACCGCCUAACUGAGUUCUCCACAGAACAUUUUGAAAAUGUGUCUAGUGAGGAAAGCAAUUUGUCGGUGAACGUCAGUUACAAUCGCAUCAAGACACUCGCGGGCGGCGGAAGAGCGGUCUCCAUUAAUGUUCUAGACCUGUCGCAUAACUCGCUGGAGAGUUUAUCGAAAGCUUUCUUCGAUUGCGUGGGAGCGUCGCUGCGGCAACUGCUUCUAGCGAAUAACCACCUGACGCACAUAGAUAACUUUGCUUUCGGCGCGCUCUCCAAUCUGGAAAUAGUAAUUCUGCACCACAAUAAUAUCAGUGCGGUGAAACGGAGAGGAUUCGGUGAGGAGUCCGCGCUGCAGAUCCUGGACCUGUCGCACAACCGCCUGGCGCAGCUGGCGGCCGAGCAGUUCCACAGCCUGCGGCGGCUGCGCCACCUGCGCCUGGCCGGCAACGAGCUGCGCGCCCUGCCGCGCGACGUCUUCAAGAACACCGUGCUGGAGCACCUGGACCUGGCGCGCAACCAGCUGGCCGUGUUCCCCGGCAGCGCGCUGGCGCAGGUGGGCUUCACGCUGCGCCGCCUCGAGCUCGGCCACAACCGCCUUGAGUACCUGGACGCCGCCAUGUUCCAAGCCACCGCGUUCCUCCACGAGCUGGGCGUGGCCCACAACGCGCUCACCGUGCUCUCCGACAACACGUUCGCUGGGCUGGCGCGGCUCCGUCGCCUCGAUCUCUCCUAUAAUAUGAUCAAGACCAACUUUAAAGAAUUGUUCCACAAUCUGCCGCGCCUGCGACGUCUGGCGUUAGCUGGAGCAGGCCUGAAGGCGGUGCCUCAUCUGCCGUUAGUCAAUUUGACUGAAUUGGAUCUGAGCGGCAACAACAUAGCGUCGUACCGGGCCACCGACAUGCGCUGGCUCGGCAACCUGCGCGUGCUACAGCUUUCGCGCAACCGGUUCACGUCCCUGCAGGCGGCGAUGUGGGCCGCCGUGCCGCGCCUCACCUCGCUCGACAUCUCGCACAACCCUAUAGUUCGCAUCGCGAGCGGUUCAUUCGAGGGUUUGAGCCAUCUGCUGCAGCUGCGCGCCGACCAUCUUCGUCAGCUGGGAGCGAUAGAGCCGCGCGCUUUCCGGCCACUGUUAUCAUUGCGUUCUCUCACCCUCGAAUCCCUCGCAUUGAACGAGCGGACACAAGUGGCGCUGGCCGACAUAACCGCGUGCGUUCCCGGUCUAGAAAACCUCGAUGUGCACGUGCUGGAUCCUGUUCUAGAGUCCCAGCUAAGCGGGCUGCAGGCGCCCAAGCUGCGCGCGCUGCGGCUGCGCGGCGCGGCGCUGCGGCAGGUGUCGGCGCGCGCGCUGGCGCCGCUGGGGCGGCAGCGCGCGCUGGCGCUGCGGCUGGCCGGCACGAGCGUGCGCGCGCUGCCGCCCGCACUGCUGCGCCCGCUGGCGCGCGUGCCGCACCUGGCGCUCGACCUCAGCGACAACCAGCUCGUCAGCUUCGAGCCCGCCACCCUCUAUCCGAACCUCACCGGCUGGAACCGGGUGGCAACUAAACUAUUAUCUGGUGGGCUGGCGGUGGGCGGCAACCCGCUGCGCUGCGGCUGCUCGGUGUCGUGGGUGGGCGCGUGGCUGCGGCGCUGGACGGCCGAGGUGGGCGGCUGGUCGGCGGCGGCGCGCGAGGCGGCGCGGCGCAGCCGGUGCGCGGGCGGCGCCGUGCUGCUGGCUCUGCACGCGGACGAGGCGGCGUGCCAGGCGAGCGCGCUGUCGUCGCGCGCGCGCUGCUCGCGGCCGCGCGCGGCGCUGCUGUGCGCGCUGCUGCUGCUCGCGCUCAGCUAGUGGCGCGCCCACACACUCAACGUGAUCUACAAUAUUUGAAGUGUCCAAAUCUAUAGCAUCUUAGUGCGUGUGAUAUUUUGACUUUGACACGUUUUCUAUUAUACGUUACGUUUUAAACAACAACGAACA